This is a messenger RNA of Anisakis simplex (herring worm), 1311 nucleotides long. Lineage: Eukaryota; Metazoa; Nematoda; Chromadorea; Rhabditida; Anisakidae. The record is from the annotation of a GenBank genome assembly.
AUGCCCGAUUAUUUGGGUGAGGAUAUGCGUAAGAAUACGAAGGGUCAAGGAGAUCAGGAUGAUGAUAAACCUUUCCAGGCACUUGAUGAGAAUGAUAUAGCGGUUUUGAAGAGCUAUGGACAAGGCGCUUAUGCAGAACAGUUGAAGCAAGUUGAGGUGGAUAUCGAAGAGUGUGUGAAGAAGGUGAAUGAGCUGUCCGGAGUGAAAGAAAGUGACACUGGUCUUGCGCCUCCUGCACUCUGGGAUAUUGCGGCUGAUAAGCAAGCAAUGCAAAGUGAACAGCCUCUUCAAGUGGCCAGAUGCACAAAAAUCAUCACCAGUGAAGGUCAUGAGCCACGCUAUAUGAUCAAUGUGAAGCAGUUCGCUAAAUUUGUGGUGGAUUUAGCCGAAAGUGUUGCUCCUACAGAUAUCGAGGAAGGUAUGCGAGUGGGAGUGGAUCGAAAUAAAUACCAAAUACAUCUGCCGCUACCAGCUAAAAUUGAUCCUUCCGUUACUAUGAUGCAGGUUGAAGAGAAGCCGGACGUUACGUAUGCAGAUGUUGGAGGUUGCAAAGAUCAAAUCGAGAAAUUACGCGAAGUUGUUGAAACACCACUUUUGCACCCAGAAAGGUUUGUAAAUUUGGGAAUCGAACCACCAAAAGGUGUUCUGCUAUAUGGACCACCUGGAACAGGCAAGACACUUUGUGCACGUGCAGUUGCAAAUCGUACCGAUGCGUGCUUCAUACGAGUAAUUGGCUCUGAGUUGGUGCAGAAAUAUGUUGGCGAGGGGGCCAGGAUGGUUCGAGAGCUGUUCGAAAUGGCUCGAACUAAGAAGGCAUGUUUGAUAUUUUUCGACGAGAUCGAUGCGGUUGGUGGUGCGAGAUUCGAUGAUGGGAUGGGUGGUGACAACGAGGUGCAGCGAACAAUGUUGGAAUUAAUCAAUCAGUUGGAUGGUUUCGACCCGAGAGGAAAUAUAAAAGUACUGAUGGCUACGAAUCGUCCAGACACGUUGGAUCCGGCCCUGGUACGCCCGGGUCGGUUGGAUCGUAAGAUUGAAUUCGCAUUACCUGAUUUAGCAGGCAGAGCGCAUAUAUUCAAGAUUCAUGCGAAACAAAUGAGUGUGGAGCGCGAUAUUAGAUAUGAUUUAUUGGCAAGAUUGUGUCCGAACAGCACUGGUGCUGAAAUCAGGAGUGUUUGCACGGAGGCGGGUAUGUUCGCGAUUCGAGCACGUCGAAAGGUGGCCACCGAAAAAGAUUUUUUGGAGGCAGUGAAUAAAGUUAUUAAGGGAUAUGCCAAAUUCAGUGCAACACCACGUUAUCUCACACAUAAUUGA